GACGUGGGCGGGGCUUCAUGCGGAGAUAGGCGUGGUUUGUGUAGGAGGGGGCGGGGCCUGCUGUGCUGGAAUGUGGCGGCGCCGACGCGGGCGGCGGCGGCCCAGGUGCUGAUCCCCGGCUGCUCCCUGCUCCUGACAUCCAGCGCUGACAGCAGCGGGGCGGCUCCCGCUCCAGAGGGCUCCACAGCCAUGUCCACCUUCCGCCAGGAGAGCGUGGAGGACUUCUAUGAGAUGGGCGAGGAGCUGGGCAGCGGGCAGUUCGCCAUCGUCAGGAAGUGCCGGGAGAGGAAGACGGGGCUGGAGUACGCGGCCAAGUUCAUCAAGAAGCGGCGGCUGUCGUCCAGCCGCAGGGGCGUGAGCCGCGAGGAGAUCGAGCGCGAGGUGGACAUCCUGCGCGAGAUCCAGCACCCCAACAUCAUCACCCUGCACGACAUCUUCGAGAACAAGACCGACGUGGUGCUCAUCCUGGAGCUGGUGUCCGGCGGGGAGCUCUUCGACUUCCUGGCCGAGAAGGAAUCCCUGACGGAGGAGGAGGCCACGCAGUUCCUCAAGCAGAUCCUGGAUGGGGUGCACUACCUGCACUCCAAGCGCAUCGCCCACUUCGACCUCAAGCCAGAGAACAUCAUGCUGCUGGACAAGAACGUGCCAAGCCCUCGCAUCAAACUCAUCGACUUCGGGAUCGCCCACAAGAUCGAGGCUGGGAACGAGUUCAAGAAUAUCUUUGGGACCCCAGAGUUUGUAGCCCCAGAAAUUGUGAACUACGAGCCCCUGGGGCUGGAGGCCGACAUGUGGAGCAUCGGGGUCAUCACCUACAUCCUGCUGAGUGGAGCCUCCCCAUUCCUGGGGGAGACAAAGCAGGAGACGCUGACCAACAUCUCUGCUGUCAACUACGACUUCGACGAGGAAUAUUUCAGCAACACCAGCGAGCUGGCCAAGGACUUCAUCCGCCGCCUGCUCGUCAAGGACCCCAAGAAGCGAAUGACCAUCGCCCAGAGCCUGGAGCACCCUUGGAUUAAGGUGAUCAAGAGGAGGAACGUCCGCAACGAGGACAGCGGCAAGAAGCCCGAGCGGCGCCGGCUGAAGACCACGCGCCUGAAGGAGUACACCAUCAAAUCCCACUCCAGCAUGCCCCCCAACAACACCUACAUCAACUUCGAGCGCUUCUCCAAGGUCAUGGAGGAGGUGGCUGCGGCCGAGGAGAGCCUCCGAGAGCUGGAGAGGAACAAGAAGUCCUUCCAGGAGGACAUCGAGGCGCUGCUGUCCAUCUACGAGGAGAAGGAGUCGUGGUACAAAGAGGAGAACGAGAGCAUCAGCCAGGACCUGCGGCAGAUCCGGCAGGAGCUGCAGAAGACGGAGGCGCUGAAGAAGCAGGCGCAGGAGGAGACCAAGAGCGUGGUGCAGGCGGCCAACGGGCUCAAGCGGCGCUACCGCAAGCUGGAGAACCACUACGAGGCCCUGGCCAAGCAGGUGGCCUCGGAGAUGAAGUUUGUGCAGGAGCUGGUGUGGUCCAUCGAGAGGGAGAAGCUGCAGAGCAGCGAGGGCGACGGCAGCAUCCGCUAGCCCGGCCGGCCCCGGGGGCUCCGCUGCUCCCCUGCUCGCCCCAGGGCAGUGCCCCGGCCCUGCCGGUGUGCCUGGGGGGCUUGUGCCUCCCUGGAGCCCCCACCUCGGGGGGCUGGGGCUGUGCCACCCCGGGGCUUGGCUUCCCGCGUGCAGCUCCUGCCUGGCUCGUGUCCCUGCGCUCCCCGGGACGUUUGUCCCCCCCUGUCACCCGGGUCCCCGAGCUGCCCCAGCGCCCCGUGGGGGGGUUGGUGGGCAGAGCUCCCCUCUGCACUGCAGCAGCAGCCACGCAUGGGCUGGGACCAAGGACUGAUCCCUGCGUGGCCUCACGCUCCGCAGCCCCCCAGAAGCCCCUGCAGCCCACGUUCCCCCCAGGGGGCUGCACCCCUUGUCCCCCUGUCCCAGCCCUGGCUCCCCCUUUUCCCAGAAUAAAGGUUUCUGUCUAGUGGG
Molecule: messenger RNA, 2007 nt
Organism: Haemorhous mexicanus (house finch)
Lineage: Eukaryota; Metazoa; Chordata; Aves; Passeriformes; Fringillidae
Gene: DAPK3
Product: death associated protein kinase 3
Exons: 9
Coding region: 190-1560 (456 amino acids)
Biological process (GO): intracellular signal transduction; positive regulation of apoptotic process; protein phosphorylation
Cellular component (GO): nucleus; cytoplasm
Molecular function (GO): protein serine/threonine kinase activity; ATP binding
Source: RefSeq, a predicted model, not a curated record